Mus pahari (shrew mouse) is the source of this 2103-nucleotide messenger RNA. RefSeq names its product spermatogenesis associated 7 (gene Spata7). Lineage: Eukaryota; Metazoa; Chordata; Mammalia; Rodentia; Muridae. The record is from RefSeq and is a predicted model, not a curated record. Gene Ontology annotation, biological process: photoreceptor cell maintenance; microtubule cytoskeleton organization; protein localization to photoreceptor connecting cilium. Gene Ontology annotation, cellular component: rod photoreceptor outer segment; axoneme; photoreceptor distal connecting cilium. The coding region runs from base 146 to 2023 and encodes 625 amino acids. The transcript has 13 exons.
CUUAGCAACCGCCCUGGCGACCGUCGCUGUGACCCUUUGCGCCCCCCGCGAGCUUGGUCUUUUCCUUACCUCCGCUGCGGGGGCUCGGCUUGGUCCCAGUAAGAACCAAGGGGACACAACUGCGGAAGCCGCAGGAGGACUAAGCAUGGAUGGCAGCCGGAGAGUCAGAGCAGCGUCUGUCCUUCCCAGGUACAGCCCACCAUGCCUAUUUACAGGACACCUGAGCACCAAGAGCAACGCUUUUUGCACUGACUCCUCUUCUCUCAGACUAACCACUCUCCAGCUGGUCAAGAACCACAUGGCUGUUCACUAUAAUAAAAUCCUUUCAGCCAAAGCCGCAGUGGACUGCUCAAUUCCAGUAAGUGUGAAUACUAGCAUCAAAUAUGCUGACCAACAACGAAGAGAGAAACUGAGGAAGGAGUUGGCACGCUGUGAAAAGGAGUUUAAAUUAAGUAAAUCUUCGAUGCAGAUCAAUUCUAAGAUGAAUUCCAAGUUCUUUGUAAACUCUCUACAGAAGGACCCUUCCUCGGGCUUCCCUUCCAGCUGCUGCAGACCCCCACACUGCUCUCCACUCACCCUGGCUCAUGUGAUGUCGGCUCUCAGGACCCUUCCUCGGGCUUCCCUUCCAGCUGCUGCAGACCCACAGCCCUCAGGUGAACCACAAGACCGGGAUGUGUUAAUAGAAGAAAUGACAAAAUAUCCACCAUUUUCUAAGUCACUCAUUCCUUCUUCCGAGGGACUGCAUCUAAGUCUGCCUGAAUCGAGUAAGAUGCUCAUGAGUGGCACCCAGAAGCAUGCCAGCACCUCUCCAUCCAGGUACUCAGGCUGUGGGCACAGCUGCGACAGGCGGCCUAGGAGUGCCCACCAGUUCCAGGUAGUCAUCGCCAAGACUCCAAGUGGAGAUCUGUUGGAAAAGCACUCUGACCUCUUCUCUAACAAGCAGUCGCCAUUCACUCCACGAACUUUAAAAACAGAAGCAAAGUCCUUCCUGUCACAGUACCGCUACUACACACCUGCCAAAAGAAGAAAGGAUUUUUCAGAUCAGCGGAUGGAAGCUGAAACCCAAACUGAAUUAAGCAGCUUUAACUCUGAGCUUGGGACAGCUGAGAAAAUGAGCUCAAAGGACUCAGAAGUGAACGUAAACCAGGUACCUAAUUACAUGAGAAAUGGUGCUGAAGACAAAAUAGCUCCUUUACCCUCACAAGGACAAAACCUAGCAUGGGACAGUAUUCACGAUGGGAUUCUGCAGCAGUCCUCAGAAAGGGCACCCUGUAAGCUCUCCACAGAGUUUUCUCCAGACAGUAAAAUCUACUCUGAUGAAGAAGAGCUGCUGUACCUGAGUUUCAUGGAAAAUGUGACAGAUGACAUCUUGAAACUUGGUUUAUUUUCUAACAGGUUUUUAGAACGACUGUUUGAGCGACAUAUAAAGAAAAAUAAACAUCAUUUGGAGGAGGGGAAGAUGCGCUACCUGCUGCAUGGGCUAAAGGUUGACUUAGGCUGCGUAUCUGAGGAAGACCCAGCAAAGCAAAAACAUUUCAGACUGUUGAAUCAACUUCAUUUUCAAAAGGCUCUGAUUUCAAGAGAAAAUGAAUUUGUAAGUGAUGAAGAAAUAGUAAGUCAUCAUGAGCGUCAGCAGUACCAGGAGGCCCUGGAUAUGCUGUCAGCUGUGCCGAAGGACGAAAACAAGAUGUUCUCUUUACCGGGUGAAUUUUUAAUACCAGCCCAUAAAGCCAAGCAUUCAGAGGGUGUUAUAAUUCAACAGGUCAAUGAUGAAACAGAUAAUGAAGCCUCACCCUGGAAUGAAAACAGUCCAAGUGUUUCUGAUAGUUUAAUAGACCAGGAAACCUCUGUGGAUGUCAUUGAAGGUGACAGUGACUUUGAAAGGGCUGAGACUUCCAGGGAACUCUGUUGUCUGAGCACAUCACUGUCCCCAUCUGGUCCAUUCCCCAGCAUCGACGGUGGCAGUAAUCAUGGUAAGGAAUUAUCGACUCUAAAAAUCAUGGAAAUGAGCAUUGAAGACUGACCUUUGGAUCUUCAUUAAUAAAUACUCCAUGUGGCCAGUAACUCAAUAUUACUUUUCUUAUUUUUUUGUCUCCUUUUACA